Lactuca saligna is the source of this 645-nucleotide messenger RNA. The record is from the annotation of a GenBank genome assembly. Lineage: Eukaryota; Viridiplantae; Streptophyta; Magnoliopsida; Asterales; Asteraceae.
AUGCUCUCCGAUUCUCGAUCGGUUCUCCCAGGCCUCUGCAACAAUCGACGAUCUCACUUCAGGCUUACUUCUUCUCCGGUGAGCAUAGGAUCACCUCCCCGCGACCAUCCUCCUCGUCAUAAAAUCAUCCAGCUAGGGAUUUUUGUUCUCGAUCUCUUCAUGGAUGGAGACUUGUUUCACCACUUUUCAUCUUUGCUGGAGUCUGCAAUUUUUCCAGCAAUAGUUAUGAAUGAAAAGGAUAUUAUGGAGUGGGAGGAAGAUUUAGAUGAGUACAUAAGAAAAAAUCUCCCUUCUGAACUUUAUUCUGAUGGUCAACAACAUGUAAAUGAAGAAGAGGUUGAUGGUGAUGCAUUUGAAGAUUCUGUUUUGCAAAAACUUCAAAAGCAUAUGGGUGAUUUUAAUUAUCCAAGAUUAGCUUACUUUAUUGCUGCAAUAUCUGGUUCAAACAAAGUACAAUGCCAACAAGUGCUUGAAGAGCUAGAUGUUUACAAACAAUUGAGACUUAGUCUUGAGUUAUUAAAGAAAGAAAUGGAGAUACAAAGGAUUCUGAUAGAUUCAACAAUGCCUGGGGUUUAUGAUAGAUUCAACAAGGGUCUAUCAGAUUCAAGUAAAGUUGAUGGAAGAAAGGAAUAUGAAGCCACUUGA